Arabidopsis lyrata subsp. lyrata is the source of this 1336-nucleotide messenger RNA. Its product is annotated as replication factor C subunit 4. NCBI's taxonomy places the organism in Eukaryota, Viridiplantae, Streptophyta, Magnoliopsida, Brassicales, Brassicaceae. The transcript is spliced from 12 exons. Bases 99 to 1118 code for a protein of 339 amino acids. Gene Ontology annotation, molecular function: ATP binding; DNA binding; ATP hydrolysis activity. Gene Ontology annotation, cellular component: DNA replication factor C complex; nucleus. The record is from RefSeq and is a predicted model, not a curated record. Gene Ontology annotation, biological process: DNA-templated DNA replication; DNA repair.
UCCAGAAAACGUCGUACAAGGUUUUUGAGUCUCUCUCCGUCACCGGGAACGAAUUGGGAAGAGAAAAUUAGAAAAAAAAAAAGGCGAAGAAGAGAGGAAUGGCGCCAGUUCUUCAGAGCUCACAGCCAUGGGUUGAGAAAUACCGGCCGAAGCAGGUUAAGGACGUUGCUCACCAGGAAGAGGUGGUUCGUGUCCUCACCAACACUCUCCAGACUGCUGACUGCCCGCACAUGCUCUUCUAUGGACCGCCAGGCACUGGAAAAACCACUACUGCACUUGCCAUCGCCCACCAGCUUUUUGGACCUGAACUAUACAAGUCUAGGGUGUUGGAGCUCAAUGCAAGUGAUGACAGAGGCAUUAAUGUUGUUCGGACAAAGAUCAAGGAUUUUGCUGCUGUUGCUGUUGGGUCUAAUCAUCGUCAAAGCGGUUAUCCUUGCCCAUCGUUUAAGAUCAUCAUCCUAGAUGAGGCUGAUUCGAUGACAGAAGAUGCUCAGAACGCCUUGAGGCGCACAAUGGAAACUUACUCCAAAGUCACCAGAUUCUUUUUCAUAUGUAAUUACAUCAGCAGGAUCAUAGAGCCCCUUGCUUCCAGGUGUGCGAAGUUCAGGUUUAAACCACUUUCUGAAGAAGUCAUGAGUAACCGUAUAUUGCAUAUUUGUAAUGAAGAAGGUCUCAGCCUUGGUGGAGAGGCUCUUUCAACUUUGAGCUCCAUAUCACAAGGUGAUCUCCGUAGGGCCAUCACAUAUCUGCAGAGUGCUACUCGGUUGUUUGGGUCAACAAUAACUUCUACAGAUUUACUCGAUGUAUCUGGGGUAGUUCCCCUGGAGGUAGUCAAUAAACUUUUUACUGCAUGCAAAAGUGGUGAUUUCGAUAUUGCAAACAAGGAAGUGGAUAACAUAGUCGCAGAAGGAUAUCCGGCAUCUCAAAUCAUCAAUCAGCUAUUCGAUAUAGUUGCGGAGGCUGACAGUGACAUAACAGACAUGCAAAAGGCUAAAAUCUGCAAAUGUUUAGCUGAAACUGAUAAGCGACUUGUAGACGGGGCGGAUGAGUACUUGCAGCUUCUGGAUGUGGCAAGCAAUACAAUUCUUGCCCUCUCAGAAAUGGCUCAAGACUUCUAAUGCAAAUACCCUUUAAAGUAUAAAGCUCUGCAUCUUGAUCCUGCUUGAUUUGGACCUUUUCCUUAUGACUUAUGAGUUUUCACAAUGCCACUGUCAUAGUUUAGGUUUUGAUAAAAAAAAAAGUUGGAGCAUUAUGACGUUUUUGUGGUUACCCUGCCUGAUGUGCUGUUACAGAGUUAUUGUUUUAAGAGAACUAUGAGAUGUAUUUUUUUGAGCCA